GGCGCCUGCCUGCAGAGCCUGAUGUCCGACGUGCUGCGCCCCUUCGUCCCGCAGUACCGCGGCCCCACCACCAGGGGGGGCCAGACCUACCUGCGCCUGGAGGACCUGCUGAGCGGGCUGGACAGCCCCGUCAUCAUGGACUGCAAGAUGGGCGUCAGCUCCUGUCCCUCUGAAACAGCGCUGCCCGUGGACACUGUGAUACACUGUCACUGGAUCAGCCCCGAGCGCCUGCACAUUCUGGGAGCAGGAGUAUCUGUGGACAAGUAAGAGAUGAUACAGUGAUCAGUGAUUGGUGAUAAUGAUCAAUAAUGCAGUGAUCAGUGAUGAAUCAUAAUGUUAGUGAUACAGUGAUCAGUGAUGAACGAUUGAUGAUAAGGUGAUGAGUGAUCAACGACAUGGUGAUCAGUAUUUGAUGACACAGGGAUCAAUGAUUGAUGACAUGGUGAUCAGUGAUUAAUGAUGCUUAUAUGUGAUCAGUGACACUGUGAUCAAUGUCACAUGAGUGAUUGAUGACCGUGAUCAGUGAUACAGUGGUCGACGUGCAGUAAGCGAUGGUGGG
This is a messenger RNA of Lepisosteus oculatus (spotted gar), 559 nucleotides long. The record is from RefSeq and is a predicted model, not a curated record. NCBI's taxonomy places the organism in Eukaryota, Metazoa, Chordata, Actinopteri, Semionotiformes, Lepisosteidae.